UCUCCCUCAGUCCACACGCUCCAGGAGAGGGGAACUGGAAAGCCUGAAGCUGGCUGUGGGGACCUCUGGAGACUGGAGGUGAUCUUAGCCCUGAAUAGAAGCAGAGAGCUACCAUGUGCACAAGGAAGUGUUCGAGAUGCAUUGGGAUCACCCUGUUCCCACUGGCGGCAUGUGCCAUAGUCUCCAACAUCCUCCUGUACUUCCCCAACAGACGAGUUCUGCAGCUCAGUGAGAUAACCGACCUGGUCUGGUUUUUCCAUGGCAUUCUGGGAGCUGGGAUACUGGUUAUUUUGCCGGCAUUCAUGAUGCUGGGAGCAGGCAGAGCAGGAUGUUGCGCUAACAGAUGUGGGAUGCUGCUGUCAGUGGUCCUGGCUGUGCUGGGAUUCACAGGAGGAGUGUAUUGUGCGGUCAUCUCCUCACUGGGGCUGAUAGGGGGCCCUCUGUGCGACACAGGUGAUGGAGAAUACCUCUACCCUUUCAGGAAUGAUACUCUGGAAGACAAUUAUUUGUUCAACCAGACAAUGUGGAGCAUUUGCAAAGAACCUGAAAACAUUGUCCUUUGGAAUACCAUCCUUUUUUCUAUUCUCCUGGCCAUUGGUGUGAUUGAAGCUAUUCUUUGUUUUAUUCAACUCAUCAGUGGACUCACCAGCUUCAUAUGUGGCUCAUGUAUGAGGAAAAGAAAGACAAAUAUUUCUGGAAUGUGAAUGAUCUACAGGGAAUGCCAGGACAAGCCCCAAGCUUCCGAUUCAUACACAAUAAGGAUAGUGCGCUGUGCUGUAUUUAUGGGGCGAUGACAAAGAAAGCCCAAAAUGUUCAGGAGUUUCAUGAGGCAAAUGAAUAUUUUAUAAAGAAAUCAAAGUGGAAAAAGAUGAGAUCAUUUAGAUCUGAAACUCCAAAUUUUUCUCUCUAAAUAUUCCUACUAAAUCUCAGGUACUGGCAAAAACAGUACUCUGCUGGUCCUGACUGCUGUACUUGUGCAUAAAACACAAACGUCCCCAGAUCAAAGCUCACCACUUACCCCCUUGUGUAUAUGGGAAAUUGAACUGUUGUUAAUAUAUGCAUUUAUCAGCUGGUCAAAGCAGGGUCUCUCUGGCUGGAUGUAAAUAACCUCCCAUCCCCUCCAAAUACCACCUUGAUCUCACCUGUCUGUUCCUAUUAACUUGCUACCUAGGCACUGCCAGUUUUAAAUUAGUAUGUGUAGAGAGUUUAUCAAGCGGCAUUUGUGAUACUGCAGAGGCAACAGAAGCACACAGCUUUUCAGCCUCCCUCAACCACCCUGGAGCCAAAACCCCUUCUGCUCAUUUGGUAGCUUGCUAUCCUGUUCGACAAAGUCCAGCGCACUUUUACAUCAGUUCUUCAGGUGCAUCUGAGAGACAUCAUAGCCCUGGAGGGCCAUUUGGGUCAAUAUAGACAGUAGGGUUUGGAGCAAGAGUUCAACAAUGUCCAGUUUAACUAAAAGGAGAAAAACCUCAGCACCAGUUUUUCCCUCACAAGACUGCAUAUGAGUCUCACCAAUUUCCACACAGGUUUGCAGGGCUGUUCUAGAAUAGAUCACAUGGACAAGCAAUUAACUGGCAAAGAUAAAUAUUAAAUAAAUAAAGGUAGUAAUUAUGUGCAGCUUAGUAACAAAUAAGAGAUGUAAUCUAAAAGGCAACAAAUUGCAUCAGUCUUAGUGUUACAGCAACAGUAAUCCCAGCAAGGAACUGCAUAACUCCCCAUCAUCGCUCAAGAUCAAGCCCUUGACGCUAAAGUCCCUGAUUGGCAAAUUUCAGAAACUCCAUCAUUUUGGUGACUUCCUCAAAGGUUAAUUCUUGGACAUGCCACUGAAUUCCUUGAGUCAGCCAAACUUUAAGAUAGUCUUUAUCCAUCCUGAAGGCAUGAAUGCAGUUAUGAAUAUCUGAAUGUAUUUUUCAAAGAGAAACAUUUAUGUUUUAUCUGUCAAAAGUUGUUCCUAUUUCUGCAUUGUAGCAUGGGAGCAAGGUAUUUGAACACAAUUGUUGCAGAUACACAUGGUUGGUUGUGCUGUCCUCUAAUGCAGCACACAAAACCCUUUAUACAAAAUGGGGAAGAAAAUCCCAGUUGUGCUGAGGUGAGGAGCAUAUAUACACUUCCUUGGAGCAUAGCUUCACCCCUAGAGGCAGGAAAUUUUACCAUAAAACUUAAAAGUACAUUCUGUAAAAAAAGCAGAAGAUUUGUUGAAGUCUGCAAUCAUGACUAGGUGCAUCCAAACCUGCCAGGUGGCUUCAAAAGCUCAUGUUCAUUGUCAGCAGUGAAGCCUGAACAGUGCUACUAUAAAAAGUGGACAUCAAAAUAAAGCCAACCAAGAAGAGUCAAGGAGGCAGCUACAAGGAAGGAUAUUCAGCAUGUAGCCAGACCAAGACCCCUUCAUCAGCAGAGGGUCUCUAUGAGAUCUUUGCAACCCCUAAAUAUCAAUAAGCCCUACUCUCAUCCCUUAGUUUUGCCUCCCUGACUCUCAUCUCUAUGAUAAAGCCAGUUUAGGCUGUGCCAGCACCAGCAGAGGGAGAGGUACCCACUGGCACACACCACCUCCAGCAAGGGAGGUAAAUGCACUGUACUGCUGCCAUCUGCUCAUUCCAAGCUGACCUGCCCUGGGAAAGUUUAGUGUCUCUGUCCUGUCAACUGUGCAAUC
Phalacrocorax carbo (great cormorant) is the source of this 2650-nucleotide messenger RNA. The record is from RefSeq and is a predicted model, not a curated record. NCBI's taxonomy places the organism in Eukaryota, Metazoa, Chordata, Aves, Suliformes, Phalacrocoracidae.